This is a messenger RNA of Chelonoidis abingdonii (Abingdon island giant tortoise), 1893 nucleotides long. It is a transcript of the gene DHRS13, whose product is annotated as dehydrogenase/reductase 13. NCBI's taxonomy places the organism in Eukaryota, Metazoa, Chordata, Testudines, Testudinidae. The record is from RefSeq and is a predicted model, not a curated record.
AAUGGAAACCAAGGCUUUUCUGCAAUCAGUUUCAGUUUUGACACCUUGGCUUUUUCGGACGAAAAACGUUGAUGAGAAAUUUCCUGGCCCUCUCUAGCUCCUUGUCUUGCAGGCUAUGGCUCUGCAGGUGGCAGUGUUGCCAGCAGCCUGACUGAAAUAUAGCCAGUCUCCUGUCCCUGCCUCAGAGCCAGCCUGCGCACUGCACAGAUCCUGGGCGUGAACAUGCGGCGUUUGGCCUAGGAGGCUUGCCAUAGCUCUGCUGCAUGAGAGCUCAGCCCAGGAGAGCUUGAAUGCAAUGUGAAGCAAGUGACCUUUGCCCUGGGCCUUCCCUUGCUGCAGGUUCUGGCUCAGGCUCCAGCCCCUGGCCUGAAACGCAGCUGGAGGCAUCUGUGAAUUGGCUGCAGCCAAGAGAAAACUGCUGCUAACCCUGUUAACUGCGCCCCGGGAAGCCAUGACAACUGUGCUGCUAGUGCUUGGGCUGCUCCUGGGCCUCUACGCCCUCCUCUAUUACAACUGCAUCAGAGGGGCCAAGUGCAGGGCGCAAAGCAGCCUCCGAGGGAAGACCGUGGUUAUCACAGGGGGAAACACUGGGAUUGGGAAGAUGACAGCCCUGGAUCUGGCCCGGAGAAAAGCUCGUGUCAUCCUGGCCUGUCGCAGUAGAGCGAGAGGAGAAGCGGCUGUCUAUGACAUCAGGCGGGAGAGCGGGAACAAUGAGGUUCUCUUCAUGAGUCUGGACCUGGCCAGCCUGGACUCAGUGCGAGCAUUUGCAGAGACUUUCCUGAGAUCUGAGCCUCGCCUCGACAUCCUGAUCAACAACGCAGGGGUUGGAGCAGGUGGCAGGAAGAAGGAUGGGUUUAACCUAGUCUUUCAGGUCAACCACCUUGGUCACUUCCUUCUGACUCACCUCCUCUUAGAGCGGCUGAAGCUCAGUGCACCGAGCCGUGUGGUGAUUGUGGCCUCCAGUGCACAUCGAUCGGGGAAGAUAGACUUUGAGAACCUCCAUAAGCCGGUGGAAGGGAUACUGCAGAACUUCCAGGCUUACUGCAACAGCAAACUGGCCAACAUCUUGUAUGCCCGAGAGCUGGCCAACAAACUGGAGGGAACUGAUGUAACCUGCUAUGCUGUUCACCCAGGGCUCGUUAACACGGAACUAUUCCGCUACAUUCCGAUCUGGCUGUGGCCAUUCUUUGUUCCGAUCUCCUGGAUCUUCUUCCGAGACCCUACUGAUGGAGCCCAGACCUCUAUCUACUGUGCCACACAGGAGGGGAUUGAGAUGUUCAGUGGACGGUACUUUGUGGACUGCCGGGUACAAGAUCCCAGGCCCCUGGCCCGUGAUGAUGCUGUUGCCAAGAAGCUGUGGGAAGUCAGUGAGAGGAUGGUGGGUUUGGCUGCUUAGAACGUGCUAUCCCCUGACCCGGACAGCUAUGUGGGGACCAUAGACUAGAAUAGCAGUGGCUGCUGUAGGGGUAGGACUAAGGUGCAUUAGGAAACUGAGGGGGCCUCGGACUGACAAGAGAGAGGCAGAGCUGAACGAGGGGCCUCAGAUGCAUUAGAAGUUACAGGGUGGAAGCUCCAUGGCAUCUAGGCUAUCCAACAUGGUAAUAUGAACAACAUUUACUCGUCUUUUUAAGAAGCGGGAUUUUCUUUACACUGCAUCUAACAAAUAAGAUUUUGAGAGCUGGGACUCCCACUCUGAAUGUAGAUGCCUUACCCUGCCCCACAAUGUGUAAGGUUGAUGAUGUGGGUUCUGCUGGUGCUAUCCACUCUCAUUUCUCUCACCUCCAAGCCCUGUUUCAUACCCAAACACUUUAGAUAGCAUUUUCUAUAAUUGUAUCAGUUAAAACACAAUAAAAAUAACUGUUUGAAAGGGUGAAUUAAAACACCUCCUGGAGC